AUGUUCUCUCCGUUCAGGCGUUCAGCACCCACGUCUACCGCAGCUGGUUCUGCGGUCAGCGGAAACAAGCCCAAGCCCAAGGGCGUCUACAACGGCGUGGCGAUACUGCCCAGGCUCAUGGAGCUGUCUCCGCUUUGGCGUAUUCGCGCUAGCAGCGCCUCCAUGCCCUCCAAGGAUAGCACGAUCAGCCUCUCGGUCCAGAGCAGUAUGGGGCCAGAGAGCGAGCAUUUCACUCAGACCACAGGCUUUGAACUCGGGGAGCCACAGCGCGAGGUCUCCCCCGACGACCCCAAGAAGCGCAAAGUUCACUUCCUGCUCCCGCUCGAAGCCGAAACGCGCAAGGCCGUCCGCCAAAUCGAGACCCCCAACGAAAUCAACGAGAUCAGCCUCAUAACACAACGGCUCGCCAAGCUAUCGGCAUCCAGGGCAAAAACGCCAACUGUCGUCGGCCAUCGCAAUGUCUACCAAAGCGCGAAGGCUUCCAGUAAGCCGGAGGUGCCCAAGGCCAAGGGGACUUCGGACGGUAUACUAGCGGAGCCGAUCAAAGGGAUGCUUGACGACAGCGGUAGCGGAGACGGCUCACAGAGCGUAGAGAUUGCAAUGGUCGCAAGGGAGGAGAGGUUCAACGAUGAGUACCCCAUUCCUGCUCCCGCCGUUCACCCGACCGUCUCCGAGGAGCCGAAGCCACUUGCGCGCAAGAUCUACAACCUCUCCGGCAAGAAAGUUUGGCCAGUCCUCAGCUCCAAACCGGCGCUCAAUGGCAAGCAGGUGCUCGAGAGAAAUUCGGCAGAGAGGAAGCCAUCCGGACAGGUAUCAAAUCAAAGGCUACCCGACCCCUCCUUCGUUCCAGACUCUCCCUUGCUGCGCCACCCGUCGGCUCCAGGCCCAAAGCACCGCAGAUCUCGCCGCCGCGUCAGCGUGAUGCACAAGACCAGAAUCCAUCCCGCUCGCUACUUCAAACAGAAGCUCGACGUCGUCGAAGAGGAGGAUGUCGAGGAGGAAGCAGGGCCAGAAGUUCAGGGCGAACCAUGGGUCCUCGUCGGCAUCCCUCAGCCCCUGUCUCAGCUGCACAAGUCGCGCAGGAUUACCCACGUGAUGCGGAGGGUGGUAUCCGGAGGAGCGAUGAGGGCAAGAGAGCUCUUCAGCAAGGCGAAAGCAAUGCCGGUGGACGCCAACCCAAGAACCGCCUCAGAAGCGGAGACCAUGGCCCUUCCUUCCAAGGUUUCAAACGUGACCGCCCAUCAGGCACGCGGAUUGGGCUCGAUGACUCAAACACAAGUCCUAGCGAAGAGGCGUAGAGUCUCAGACGACGGAAUGGUAUUAGGAUGGACUCCCCCAGCUAAGAAGGCCCGAGUUUCCCAGGCAACGCCAGAACAGAAAUUGUCUGCUACCGUCCCGGCUGGUCCUACAGUUGUCGAAUCCCAGGCAGGGGAGUCGAGUCGCACGCCUCAGGUCUCACUCAAAAGGUGUAGGAGCGUGGACGAAGCCUCAGAAGCCGAGUACCCCAGUCAGAAACUAAACGAAGUCCGUCCGAUGAAGAAGCUCCGGCGCGUUUGA
Molecule: messenger RNA, 1557 nt
Organism: Heterobasidion irregulare TC 32-1
Lineage: Eukaryota; Fungi; Basidiomycota; Agaricomycetes; Russulales; Bondarzewiaceae
Exons: 3
Coding region: 1-1557 (518 amino acids)
Source: RefSeq, a predicted model, not a curated record